AUGGUAGCUAAAAUUUGGGAAGCAACAGUCAUUUUUCAGGAUAUUCUAAAUACGGUUAUGAUGAGCUGGGAGGCGGAUGAGAGGGAGAAUUUGUCUCGAGAUUUAGUGCGUUCACGACAGGAGCGAGAUGUGAUGAAGACCCGCAUCGAACGAUUGACUCGUCAGCUCAAGGAGGCCCAAGCAGAACUCGAGGUUUAUCGCCGAGAAGGUGUAUUAGCUCAUACCAGCAGCAGCAAAGAAAUUGUCCAACCUAUGAUUCGGAGUCGUAGUGCGACGAAUAUUGAAGAGGACGUUACUGACAAGCAGGAAGUCCAUCUGUGGAGAGAAAAAUGUGGCACAAUGUUCCGCGAAUUAAAUGCUAUGAGAAGCGGAUACCAA
Molecule: messenger RNA, 378 nt
Organism: Strongylus vulgaris
Lineage: Eukaryota; Metazoa; Nematoda; Chromadorea; Rhabditida; Strongylidae
Source: the annotation of a GenBank genome assembly